This is a messenger RNA of Drosophila innubila, 4592 nucleotides long. It is a transcript of the gene Antp, whose product is annotated as homeotic protein antennapedia. Gene Ontology annotation, cellular component: nucleus. The transcript is spliced from 7 exons. Gene Ontology annotation, molecular function: DNA-binding transcription factor activity, RNA polymerase II-specific; RNA polymerase II cis-regulatory region sequence-specific DNA binding. Bases 1425 to 2588 code for a protein of 387 amino acids. The record is from RefSeq and is a predicted model, not a curated record. Gene Ontology annotation, biological process: anterior/posterior pattern specification; negative regulation of transcription by RNA polymerase II. NCBI's taxonomy places the organism in Eukaryota, Metazoa, Arthropoda, Insecta, Diptera, Drosophilidae.
GAAAUCAACAUCACACAAUACAAAACGCACCCGUAUAUUGUAAACCGUGUAUGCCACACGUUGCCCGUUGUCGUUGUCGUUGUUGUCGUCGUCGUCGUCGUAGUACUCGUUCUCGUUCUGGUUGUUGUCAUAGCUGUUGUUGUUGUUGUUGCUGUUGUCGACGUUGGGGGCAUCAUCAGCAGCAGCGGCAUCUUUUGGUUCUGUUUGCCCAAACUAUUCGGUCGCCUGCGGUCGUCGUGGUCAGCUCGUCGCCCGCCCGCCCCAACGCCACGCCACGUACCGGCCAAUUGACAGCUCGUAAAAAUCGUAAAAAUCAUAAAAAUAAUCAUAACAAUAAUCGUAAAAAAUUAGAGCUGCCAACAGUCGCACAUUGGCCACAGUCAGACGCAGACAAGAAAUUAUAUUCGCAGUAUUGAAGAAACGCGCGCGCUCUUCUCUUUUCAUCUGUUCUGUUCUAUAUUCGCAUCAUCCACGUUAUCGUCUAUCUUCUCUCUUGUUUUCUCGGCCAGAUUUUUUAUGAUGUUGACCCACGCUGUAGAUACUUAAGAGCCCAUAAACGCCUAUCUCUAUGUCUGGCAGGUGUCUAGCUCGGCUAACAAAUUGUGCAAUAAGUGAAGUUGGUGUAUUUACACUCGUUACACUCUCAUACCAAUUCAAGCCAAGUUAACGAGUGUACGAGAGUCUUUAACAUUUCUAGUCCCAAAACAAGCAAUAUUUACACAAACGCAGCAGACAGCCAAAUAUCUAAGGAAAGAAAACAAAACAAAACAAAAGAAAGUGCGCACAAACAAAAUAUAACAUAAAAAAUAUAUAAUAAAAAGUUGAAAAUAAUUCAAAUAAAAGUUUGUGUGAAAAAGUUUUGCGCACGUGCACAGCAACUGCAAGUUGAAUUCAUAAACCUCAAGGAUCCCAAGGAUUUGGCGAAUCAAAUUGGAUUUAAAUGCUCUGGAUUAUUGGAUAACUGGAUUAUUUAUUCGCAAAUUUGGAUUAGCUGAUUUGAGAGGUGUUUAUGGAUUACAAAGCAACAACAAUAAAUAAGAGUUUCAAAAUCAAAAUUGAAAAAUACCAAUUAGAGGUUAAGGCUACUUAAGGAUUUAGGCAACAAUAACAACUACAACAGCAACGGAUUUUCUACCAAACGGAGGAAGGAGGAGCAAAUAACGGAAAUCAUUUUAUACCUCACACAACCCCACAUACACACAAACACACACACAUACAAAACUAAGAUUAAGCAGCAACUGUACAUUGUACUUAAGUGUUCAAAGGAUAUUUAGUUUACUUUGUAUAUAGGAAGUAGCUAAAAGCACACGCAGUCGAGUCACAGUCACUAGCAACUAAGUCACGGUCACAAUCACGAUCACAGUCACAGUCAGAGUUACAGGAACACCAACAGCAACACCAACACCAACAACAACAUCAACAAAAUGACGAUGAGUACAAAUAAUUGCGAAAGCAUGACGUCAUAUUUCACAAACUCGUAUAUGGGAGCGGAUAUGCACCAUGGCCACUAUCCGGGGAACGGCGUCACCGAUCUCGAUGCACAGCAGAUGCAUCAUUAUAGCCAGAAUCCAAAUCAGCAGGGCAACAUGCCCUACCCGCGCUUCCCGCCCUACGAUCGCAUGCCCUACUACAACGGCCAGGGCAUGGACCAGCAGCAGCAGCAGCAACAUCAGGGCUACUCGCGUCCCGACAGCCCCUCCAGUCAGGUGGGCGGUGUGAUGCCGCAGGCGCAGACAAAUGGCGGCCAGUUGGUGGCAGUUGCCCAGCAGCAGCAGCAGCAGCAGCAGCAGCAGCAGCAACAGUCGCAGCAGCAACAGACGCAACAGCAGCAACAGGCGCAGCAGGCGGCGCAGCUUCAGCAGCAGCAGCAUCCUCAGGUGACGCAACAGGUGACACAUCCGCAGCAGCAACAACAGCAGCCCGUCGUCUAUGCCAGUUGCAAGUUGCAAGCAGCCGUCGGAGGUCUGGGCUUGGUGCAAGAGGGAGGCUCCCCGCCCCUGGUCGAUCAGAUGGGCGGACACCACAUGAACGCACAGAUGGCGCUGCCCCAUCACAUGGGUCAUCCGCAGGCACAGUUGGGUUACACUGACGUUGGCGUUCCCGAUGUAACAGAGGUGCAUCAGAACCAUCACAACAUGGGCAUGUACGGACAACAGCAGACGGGUGUGCCACCCGUGGUGGCGCCACCUCAGGCUAUGAUGCAUCCGGGCGCUGGACAGGGUCCGCCGCAGAUGCAUCAGGGUCAUCCUGGACAACAUACGCCGCCAUCCCAAAACCCGAGUUCGCAAUCUUCAGGGAUGCCGUCUCCACUGUAUCCCUGGAUGCGAAGUCAGUUUGAGCGCAAACGUGGCCGCCAGACCUACACACGCUAUCAGACGCUGGAGCUGGAGAAGGAGUUCCAUUUCAACCGUUACUUGACGCGCCGACGACGCAUUGAGAUCGCGCAUGCGCUCUGCCUGACCGAGCGCCAGAUCAAGAUCUGGUUCCAGAAUCGACGCAUGAAAUGGAAGAAGGAGAACAAGACGAAGGGCGAACCCGGCUCGGGCGGCGAGGGAGAUGAGAUAACGCCACCCAAUAGUCCACAGUAGGAGCAGGACCAGGAGCAGGACCAGGAGCAGAAGCAGAAGCAGGAGUAGCCCAAGUCCAAAUCCAAAUCCAAAUCCAAAACCAGAACAAAACUAAAUGCAAUUUCAAGCUAAAUACAAUUUACAAUUUAUGAAUUUGUUUUGAACUAUAUACAAGAGGACUAACAAUGCGUUGAUGUACACUACACUACACAACACUAUACUUCACACAACAACUUAGUUAAUUGUUAUUAUUUUCAUAUUAUUAUUUAAUUUUUACAAAUGCAAAUGGAGAAAGCGUAAUAAGUUAAAUUAAAUAAAAUACAAUUAAAGCGUAAAACUCAACAAAACCAACUCAUGUGACCUCAGAAUUAAAUAAGCUAUAUAUAUAUAUAUAUAUAUAUGAAUAUAUGUGUGUAUAUUGAUGUGUGUAUAUACAUGCAUAUAUAGAUAUAUAUGUAUAUAUGUGUAUUAAACUAAUGCAUAAUAAUAACUUUAAUAAUACGAUUAAAGUAUAAUAAUAACAACUAUAUAUAUGAAACAUAUAUACGAGUAAAUACUAUAUACUAUAUAUAUAUAUACAUAUAUAUAUAUACACGAUAAUACUAGAUCUAUGCGUCCUAAGUGUAAAGCAUACUUUAUGAUUAAUGUACGAGUACGAUUAAUUUAUACGCUAUAGUUGUUCAUAUAUGUAUAAACACUAUACAACACAACAAGAUAACAUAAACCUAAACAUACUAUAAUAUACUAACUAAAUUGAAUGUUUGUAGCAAAACGAAAAAAAGAUAACCAAUUGCUAAAACCAUGCAAUAUGCAGAUUAGCGUGUUUUAUGUUGCUAGGAAUAAAAGAGAAAGAGGAGCAGAAAGAGGGAGAAAAGUAACGACCACUACAUAAAAUACAAAUCGAAGCAGAAUACUAGAAACCUAAACUAAACAAUAAGUGCUAAAUGUCGAAGGAUUAGACAAAGAGAUACCAAAUCUGUGGAGAAAAUGGCUAAAAACAAAUAUUUAAUAAACCAAAAGGAUAACCGAAAAGCAUAACAAUUGGCAGAGACGAAACUCGAGAAUCACUUGCACUUCGGUCAGCCGAAUACAAAUAGUUUUUCCCAGGCUUAGAAAACUCUCUCAUGAAGAUGUGAAAAGAUUAUCAAAAAAAGAAUUUCUAGUUGCUUUUCGAAUACUUUUACUAUAUAUUAUUUCUUGUGCAAUUGUGAUUGAUUCCAAUUUAUAUUUAAUUCCCUCAAUUGUAAAAUUACGAAAAAUUGUAAAACCCUUGAAUUAGGUCGUAAAGGAUAUAAAGUAUACCGACAAAACCAAUUGGCAACAUUAUAAACAAAAAUUAAAAAGAGUAAAAAACCAAAAUUAUACAUUGUUAAAGAAAUGUACACGCUGUUUUCAAAAAAAAAAGAAAAAGAAAAAAACAAAAAUACUUUAGAAAUGAAAUAAUCCAUGUAAAGUAGAAAAAUAAUAUAAAUAAAAUAUGCAUAUAUUCAAAAUGCAUGGUGACUCUUAAGCCUAUAAACAACUAUAUUGAAUGUAUGUACGUAACUCAACUCAAUUUCUACGUUUUUCACAUACACACACACACAAACACAGAGAACAGUAAUGAAAAACGAGAAAUGUAGAAAUCCAUAUACCAAAGUUAUAAUGAAAGAAUAAUGAACAGAAAAUGAAAAAAUCAUCAUAUGUUGAUAUGUAGAUACUAUAUAUGUAUUUAAUCCUACGUAAUAUUAUGCGUGUAACUUGUAGAGAUCGUUUCGUUUUGUAAAUUCCCCCAGAAUUCAAACAAUAGCAAUAACAAAGUAAACCCCAAAUAGAGAGACAACAUUUGUGAUUGCAAAAGAAAAUGUGAAAAUGUGUAGGAAGACGCGUGGAAAUGUAAGGCAGACCAACAGCCAAGUGUGGUCAACACUGGAAUCGAUUGGCAAAAUAAUCCUAACUCAAUCUAGAUACGUAACUUUCGGCCUCAUUCUGUAAGAAACUAAGCGAUUAAGUUUCCAUAAACAAAACAAAAAUCACAAAAAAAAA